Molecule: messenger RNA, 1189 nt
Organism: Neurospora crassa OR74A
Lineage: Eukaryota; Fungi; Ascomycota; Sordariomycetes; Sordariales; Sordariaceae
Exons: 3
Coding region: 155-589 (144 amino acids)
Biological process (GO): SRP-dependent cotranslational protein targeting to membrane
Cellular component (GO): signal recognition particle, endoplasmic reticulum targeting
Molecular function (GO): 7S RNA binding; endoplasmic reticulum signal sequence receptor activity
Source: RefSeq, a predicted model, not a curated record
GGGAGCUGCCCGGCCAACAGCAGUGGGGAAAGCUGCCACUCUCGUUGACUUUCAUCAAUCAUUCUAGGUUGCCUUCACAUUCACUCCUCAGCCGAAUUGUUGUCUUGCCUUUUGCAAACGAGCAUAAGAAGAAGACGAAAAACAACUGGAUAUCAUGGGUCAUUUAACUCACGAUGAGUUCUUCUCCAAGCUCACCAAUCUGUUCGAGUAUAGGAAGAACCAAGAUCACGGAACCAUCAACCUAGUACAAAAGAGGCUAUCCUACAGCACCCCUUCCCAAUCCACGGAUACCGACCCUCUCACUGACCUCAACCCUGCCACCCCGCUCCCGGUUCUCAUCCGCGCCACCAACGCCAAGGGCAAGGACAAGAGGACAGAAAAGGUCAAGCUGUCCACCAUUGUCGAGCCAGCCGACCUGGAAACCUUCUACGGGAGGUACGCCGAUGUUUGCAAGAAGGGCAUGGGGGCAUUGAAGCCGAGAGACAGGACCAAGAGGAAAAAGCAGUCGAGGAAGAAGAAGACAGGUCCUGCAGCCGCUGGAGGUCCUGGUGUUGGUGCUGGUGGGACUUCUAUGAUGGCUAUUCCCUGAUUGGACUCGAAACAAGCGUUGCAAAUUACACCAUUGCUGUUUCUGUCUUCUUGUGUGUACAUGACCUAACGGAAGGAGGGAUCUGUAUGAGGGUACCGUAUUAAAUUUUGUAAUAUUCCCAAGCUUUGGUGGAAUACCCUGGUUCAAGUCAGUGGGUACGCAUGGUAAGGAAAGCGUUGGUGAGUAGUACCGCAUCAUAGCCUUCAAUCUGCCACUCUCGGUUACCCUACCUCUCGACUCACCUGCUCGUAGUUGGUAUUACCCUUCAAGACGACUAGCGAGAAAGGAAGGGAAGAAAAAAAAGGUGUUGGGAGAGGGGGGGAAGGGGGAAUAUGAAAAGCUCAGCUGCCUAUCUAGCGUGCAGCGCACAUCUACUAUCUACGUGAGCUACUGGAGUUAAUGAAAGGUGCGAACUAAAGGGAUCAUAUGCCCGUUCUGGAGAAUGUUCAGUCCUGCCGCAGGAAGUAUGCGGCCCUUCGUGGAAAUGGAGAUGGAAGGGAAAGAGAGGAACAUGAAAUGAAUGAGUGACGGAAGAAGCGUGAGAGAACGACUGCUGUGCCUCAACAGAGAAGCUGUUGAACGAAGGGGAGAGUAAGAGCG